Molecule: messenger RNA, 1263 nt
Organism: Lycium barbarum (goji berry)
Lineage: Eukaryota; Viridiplantae; Streptophyta; Magnoliopsida; Solanales; Solanaceae
Product: probable inositol oxygenase
Exons: 11
Coding region: 168-1115 (315 amino acids)
Biological process (GO): inositol catabolic process
Cellular component (GO): cytoplasm
Molecular function (GO): inositol oxygenase activity; iron ion binding
Source: RefSeq, a predicted model, not a curated record
AGGAGUCCAAAGUGUUUUUUUAUGACCAGAAAAGGCCUUUCUUGUUACACUAUAAAAACCAACUCGUUUUCUCAAAGUUUUUAAAUCAAGCAAAUACUCAUAACUUAUUUCUCUUUUUUUAUUAUUUUUUUAUUGGCGUUAUUUGUGCUUUCUUUCUCAAGUCAAACAUGACUAUCCUCGUUGCCCAAACUGAGCAUGGAGCAGAAGUGGAGAACAAGAAGGCAAGCUCUGAUGCUGAGGAAUUGCUUCUUGAGGGUGGAUUUGUUGUGCCAAAAAAUGUCUCAAAUGAUGGAUUUGUUUUCCCUGACAACAAUGCAUUUGGAAACUCAUUCAGGGAUUAUAGUGCUGAGACUGAAAGGAAAAAGAUCGUAAAUGAACUCUAUCGCCAGAGCCACAUUAACCAAACAUUUGAUUUUGUGAAAAAGAUGAGGGAAAAUUAUGGAAAGUUGAAUAGAGUGGAGAUGAGCAUAUGGGAAUGUUGUGAACUUCUGAAUGAAGUUGUGGAUGAUAGUGAUCCUGAUUUGGAUGAACCUCAAAUUGAGCAUUUGUUGCAAACUGCUGAAGCUAUUAGGAAGGAUUAUCCUAAUGAAGAUUGGUUGCACUUGACUGGCCUUAUUAAUGAUCUUGGCAAAGUUCUUCUGCUUCCUAGCUUUGGAGGGCUUCCUCAGUGGGCUGUUGUUGGUGAUACAUUCCCCCUUGGCUGUGCUUUUGAUGAAUCAAUUGUGCUUUAUGAGCAAUUGAAGGAAAAUCCUGAUUACCAUCAUCCAUCUUACAACACAAAAUAUGGAGUUUAUUCUGAAGGAUGUGGGCUUGAUAAUGUGGUGAUGUCUUGGGGACAUGAUGACUACAUGUACUUGGUGGCUAAGGAAAACAAAACUACUCUUCCAUCUGCUGCAUUGUUCAUCAUUCGCUACCAUUCCUUCUAUCCUAUGCACAAGUCAGGGGCAUAUACACACUUGAUGAAUGAGGAGGAUCAUGAAAACCUGAAGUGGCUUCAUAUCUUCAACCAAUAUGAUCUGUAUAGCAAAAGCAAAGUUAGGAUUGAUGUGGAGAAAGUGAAACCUUACUACAUGUCUCUCGUUGAGAAGUAUUUCCCUGCCAAGUUGAAAUGGUGAAAUCUUCCAAUCAGAGAAGCUAUGAAAUAAGAUUUAGGAACUGGCUAUGGAAUUUUAUUUGUGCAUGUUGUUGUUUUCCUUUUUCUUUUUCUUUUUCUUUGUAGUUGAGGUGGGGGUGGGGUAUGUGCUUCCUAGUAUGAGAGUCAUU